GCCAUGGGAAAUGGCAGGGCAUACCAAAUUCUGAUGGCAGUCGCAAGUGCAGCCGGGAGUUUGUCCCUAGGUCUACUCUACGUAUGGCCUUCAUACACCCUCCCCAUGCUAGCGGCAUCCAACGGGACAAUCCUGGAUGCGCCUCUGACCACAACGGAGGAGGCCAUGUUAGGAGCCCUGCCUUCUUUAGGAGCCCUAGUAGGCAGCGCGCUUGUGGGCAUGGCGAUCAACACUUUUGGCAGGAAAAUGGCUAAUAUACUGACUACUUUGCUGUACAUGAUAUCUUGGACCAUGAUAGGCUUCACAAGGUCCAUAACUGUGGUCCUGAUCGCCCGGUUCCUCGGAGGGGUCGCAGGAGGAUUGACCUGCGUAAUCACCCCAGUUUACAUUUCUGAGGUCGCGGAGGAUCACAUCAGGGGGAUCUUGGCUUCAUUCAUAGUGGUGUUCUAUCAGACAGGCACGUUGACCUCUUACUUCAUAGGCUGGUACUGCAGCUACCACGCCAUCGUCUGGAUCAAUCUGGCUAUCCCCAUCGUAAGAAUCUUGAUGUUCCUGUGGGUCCCUGAGAGUCCCGUCUAUCUGAUGAAGAAGAAUAGGGUGGAGAAUAGUGAUUCAGUGGGUAUCCUCUAUUAG
This is a messenger RNA of Ostrinia furnacalis (Asian corn borer), 633 nucleotides long. RefSeq names its product solute carrier family 2, facilitated glucose transporter member 8-like. Gene Ontology annotation, cellular component: membrane. NCBI's taxonomy places the organism in Eukaryota, Metazoa, Arthropoda, Insecta, Lepidoptera, Crambidae. Gene Ontology annotation, molecular function: transmembrane transporter activity. The transcript is spliced from 5 exons. The coding region runs from base 4 to 633 and encodes 209 amino acids. The record is from RefSeq and is a predicted model, not a curated record. Gene Ontology annotation, biological process: transmembrane transport.